Molecule: messenger RNA, 447 nt
Organism: Alnus glutinosa
Lineage: Eukaryota; Viridiplantae; Streptophyta; Magnoliopsida; Fagales; Betulaceae
Product: S-protein homolog 1-like
Exons: 1
Coding region: 1-447 (148 amino acids)
Source: RefSeq, a predicted model, not a curated record
AUGAUAACUCACACGAGCUUAAUGGUCUUCUUACUUGUUUUGGCGUCUCUGAUAUGUUUGGGAAAAACAUUCCAUUUGCAAGUUGUUAGUGAAUUGACCGGCGGACAUUUGUUGUUCGUUCAGUGCACUAUCAAUGACGAUGAUCUGGGCAUUCAAUAUCUUCGGGCCGGGGAGAAUGUCUCUUGGCCUAUAAAAAUAAGCUUGAAAGAUACAGUGCUUUUCUCUUGCGACAUUCGCAAGAACAAAGGUCAUGCAAGAGUCACUGUGCUUUUCGCGGAGAUUUAUAGUGAUAUAAAUUUUUGGCUUCUUGAAAAAUGUAACUGGGAGACUUGCAGUUGGAUUGCAAAAGACGAUGGAAUUUACUUGCGAAACAUCCCAGAAAGAUCUGAUGAUAGAACUCAACACUGGGAACCGAAACCAUAUUGUAUUGAUCAUAAUAAUUGUUAA